Eucalyptus grandis is the source of this 1563-nucleotide messenger RNA. Its product is annotated as cinnamoyl-CoA reductase 1-like. The record is from RefSeq and is a predicted model, not a curated record. The transcript is spliced from 5 exons. Gene Ontology annotation, molecular function: oxidoreductase activity, acting on the CH-OH group of donors, NAD or NADP as acceptor. Lineage: Eukaryota; Viridiplantae; Streptophyta; Magnoliopsida; Myrtales; Myrtaceae. The coding region runs from base 187 to 1197 and encodes 336 amino acids.
GCCACCUUCGACUCAAGCCGUCCACAAGCGUCCACAAGUCCUGCCUUCCCUGUGCAUGCCCGACAAGCGGCCACCCUCCUCUCCUCCUCCUCCUCCCUCCCCUCUCCAACCACCGCCCCUCAAACGUCAGCACCUCCCUCCUCCUCCUCCUCCUGAACCCCUCUCCCCCUCGCCGGCAAUCCCACCAUGCCCGUCGACGCCCUCCCCGGUUCCGGCCAGACCGUCUGCGUCACCGGCGCCGGCGGCUUCAUCGCCUCCUGGAUUGUCAAGCUUCUCCUCGAGCGAGGCUACACCGUGCGAGGAACCGUCAGGAACCCAGACGACCCGAAGAAUGGGCAUCUGAGAGAGCUGGAAGGAGCCAGCGAGAGGCUGACGCUGUACAAGGGUGAUCUGAUGGACUACGGGAGCUUGGAAGAAGCCAUCAAGGGGUGCGACGGCGUCGUCCACACCGCCUCUCCGGUCACCGACGAUCCUGAGCAAAUGGUGGAGCCAGCGGUGAUCGGGACGAAAAAUGUGAUCGUCGCAGCGGCGGAGGCCAAGGUCCGGCGGGUUGUGUUCACCUCCUCCAUCGGUGCAGUCACCAUGGACCCCAACCGGGGUCCGGACGUUGUGGUGGACGAGUCUUGUUGGAGCGACCUCGAAUUUUGCAAGAGCACUAAGAACUGGUAUUGCUACGGCAAGGCAGUGGCGGAGAAGGCCGCUUGCGCAGAGGCGAAGGAGAGAGGGGUUGACCUCGUGGUGAUUAACCCUGUGCUCGUGCUUGGACCACUCCUUCAGUCGACGAUCAAUGCGAGCAUCAUCCACAUCCUCAAGUACUUGACUGGCUCGGCCAAGACCUACGCCAACUCGGUCCAGGCAUACGUGCACGUCAAGGACGUCGCGCUUGCCCACGUCCUUGUCUUGGAGACCCCAUCCGCCUCAGGCCGCUAUUUGUGCGCCGAGAGCGUCCUCCACCGUGGCGAUGUGGUGGAAAUCCUUGCCAAGUUCUUCCCUGAGUAUAACGUACCGACCAAGUGCUCUGAUGAGGUGAACCCAAGAGUAAAACCAUACAAGUUCUCCAACCAGAAGCUGAAAGACUUGGGGCUCGAGUUCACCCCGGUGAAGCAGUGCCUGUACGAAACUGUCAAGAGCUUGCAGGAGAAAGGCCACCUACCCGUCCCUCCCCCGCCGGAAGAUUCGGUGCGUAUUCAGGGAUGAUCUUAGAUCCAUCACGGUGCGCAUUUGUAAUCCGGAGAAAUGAGAGAAACAUGUGGGAAUUUGUUUGUACUUUUCUAAGUCAAACCUGGAGAUACCAACCCUGAGUUCUGCAUUGGAAUGGAAGUUGUCAAUUGAUCAAUCGUCGCAAGUUAUCGUUGGCAGAAACGGAAUGUCAGUUACCAUCCCGAGCAGCAUAUUCACACAUUAGAUUCUUGUCUUUCCUGUAUGUCGUGUAAUGGGAUAUCGCAGAUAUAAUUAUAUCUCUAAAGCUAAUUUCCGUGUUGAAGGUUAGUCUAUUGUGUUCUUCCCUACUGUCCAGAUUUUCUUCCUCAGAUCUAGACCUUGAAAUACAUGCGAUUUGUGGCC